CAAAUAAUUCAGUUUUCUAUUGCAAAACAACUUUUAUAGCUUAAUGUAUAAGGAAACAAUCAUAAACAAAGACCCCCUCAGGCCCUCAGGCCACCUCAGAACAUAGGGAGAGGCAGUGUUAAAGUGUUCUGAUGUAUGUAACAAGGCCUCUUUCUCUAUACAGGAAGUCUCCUAGUGCUCUUGAAGCAGAGCCACCUGCAGAAGGUCCUUAUUCAGGUUAUCUGGUGAUUACAGAUGAAGAAGCACAAGAGCAAGACACCUUUUGUUUUGGGGCAUGUAAGAGGAAGGGUGUUGAAAAGCUACCUUUUCCUCAAGACAAGAUGUUGAAUGUUGUUCAUGCAUCAGAGGUUGAAGAGACUACGGUCACUAGGGUCUGGUUUAUCCCAGUUCUUGAUCAGCCUCUAUCUUCCAAUCGAUACUAUGUUAUUCGAGCCAGAGGCAGAUACAAAGGGCUAGCAUGUUCAAGUUCAAGGGAGAUAGACACCAAACUAUGUUGCUUCUUCAGUGAUGUUAUAAGCGAUGCAAAACCAAAACCAUUUGAUCACAGAAAUGUUUAUCAACAUUUCAAGAUCCAUCGCCACCACAGGCAUAGUUUCUUCGCUAAAUCCACUGCUACUGAUUCUAUUCCUCCAAAAUUUUUAAGAAAAAAUGGAUGGGAACUUCGCAUCUCGAGGUCAUAUAGAUUGCAACUAAAUGAGGCUCUAGGCCUUGAUUCAUCUCUCAGAACACGCCUUCCAAAUUUCAAUUUCCCUAUGUAUAACAAGAAGUCACUUUCUGUUGUUGUCGGACAAUGGUACUGUCCCUUUAUAUUUGUGAGGGAGGAGUGUAGACUAAGGCGACAAAUGAAGAAAUCAUUGUUCUACAAGAUGACACUUGAGCAAUGGUGGCAACAGAUUCAUUCAUGUGACAAUGAGAACGAUGAAGAAAAUAUUGUGAAUAUCAGUAAACUUGUGAAAAGAGAAUUUACUUCAGUCUAUGGUAUGCAAGCUGAGAAGGAUAACAGAAUUAGCCAUGGAGGGUUUUGGUGGUUCAGAACUCUAACAAGAAACGAUGGGGGAAGGGGCAGUGUUGGUUUGAGUUUGGCAAUCAUGGAGAAAAUGAGAUGGUUACAAGAGGAGGGAGGUUGGUUUGAAGGAGGAGAGAGUGAAGUGAGGGUUGAAAGAGAAGAAGAAAUUGGAAGUGAAAGUGGGUGGAGGAGAUUUGCCUGUUACAUGUUGGUGGAGAGCUUUAAUUUGAGAAGAAUGGAUGGAACUUUGGUGCUGAGGUGUGACUUUAGGCACACUCAUAAGAUUCAAUCCAAAUGGGAAUGAACUCUUAUGAUCUUGUAAAUGUACUUCAUAUCUGAUAAAUGAAGGUGAAAUGCACAGUUUUGUUUGUUUGAUCGCUUCAUAUGUAAAUAGUAUGAAUCUCUCUUAUUCAAACCUUUCUAUCAGUUCGGUUCUAUAAUAUAUUUUUUUUGCUCA
Molecule: messenger RNA, 1463 nt
Organism: Theobroma umbraticum
Lineage: Eukaryota; Viridiplantae; Streptophyta; Magnoliopsida; Malvales; Malvaceae
Product: DUF1262 family protein (DUF1262)
Source: RefSeq, a predicted model, not a curated record